CCGAGACGAAACUCACCUGCGGGGCCGCGCAUGCGCGCUCCCGGACCGCCCUCGCCUCGUCGGCUCGGAUCGAGAUUAUUUUAGUCGGAAUAAACUGCAAUGACGCGCUGACGCGACGUCCUGGGAUUAAAAAGAGAAGAAGAAAGAAAGAGAAAAAGAAAGAAAGAAAGAAAGGAAGGAAGAAGUGGCAGCAUGGCGAGGUGAAGAUGCGCAGCAGUCAGCAGUGAAGCGGAAACUAGAACCUUUCCUGGAGAGAUAACCAGACACGAUGGCGGGAGACGACGCCUACAUCCAUCACUCCGCCCAGAUUUUCGACAACAUCCUGGAUCCAACGUGGGAGUUUGCCAACUUCUCCACGAUGCCUCAGAUGGCGCCGCUGCGGACGGUGGAUGGACCGUUCCUGCAGAUCCUGGAGCAGCCCAAGCAGCGGGGGUUCAGGUUCCGGUACGGCUGUGAAGGUCCGUCUCACGGAGGUUUGCCCGGAGCCUUCAGCGAGAAGAACCGCAAGACCUUCCCCACCGUCAAGGUGUGUAACUACCAGGGCCAGGCCCGGGUGGUGGUCCAGCUGGUGACGGCGCUGACCCCCCACCCUCAGCUCCACGCCCACAGCCUGGUGGGGAAGCAGUGCGACAAGGGCAUCUGCAUCGCCGACCUGCAGUCCAAGGACGCCACCAUCAGCUUCCCCAACCUGGGGAUCCUCCACGUCACCAAGAAGAACGUGAGCAAGACGCUGGAGGAGCGGAUGGUGGAGGCCGUCCGGAUGGGCUACAACUGCGGCGUCUCCAUCCACCCGGAGGUGGACGCCCUGCAGGGGGAGGUCCGGGCCCCGCGGGAGCUGAGCGACCACCAGCGCAGCCUGAUCGGCGGCGCGGCGGCCAACCAGGCCAAAGACAUGGACCUGAGCGUCGUCCGGCUCAUGUUCACCGCCUUCCUGCCCGACAGCGACGGGGGCUUCUCCCGCCGGCUGGAGCCGGUGGUGUCGGAGCCCAUCUACGACAGCAAGGCCCCCAACGCCUCCAACCUGAAGAUCGUGAGGAUGGACCGGACCGCCGGCUGCGUGACCGGGGGGGAGGAGGUCUACCUGCUCUGCGACAAAGUCCAGAAAGAUGACAUCCAGGUGAGGUUCUACGAGGAGGACGACUCGGGCCUGACCUGGGAGGCGCUGGGAGACUUCUCCCCCACCGACGUGCACCGACAGUUCGCCAUCGUGUUCAAGACUCCGAAGUACCGAGACCAGAACCUGCAGAAACCCACGUCCGUCUUCGUGCAGCUGAAGAGGAAGUCGGACAACGAGACCAGCGAGCCCAAACCGUUCACCUACCACCCGCAGAUCAUAGACAAGGAGGAGGUCCAGAGGAAGAGACAGAAGACGCUGCCCAACUUCCAGGACUUCAGCGGCCACGGCGGAGGAGGAGGUCUGUACCGAGGAGGGGGGGCGGGGCCAGCCGCAGGGGGAGGUCCCGGACCAGCAGGGGGCGGAGCCGGAGGAUACUUCCAGGGCUUCACGGGGUACAACUACGGCGGAGGGGGCGGGGGUGGAGGUGGGGGAGGGUUCUCCACCGGGUACUCCGCCGGAGGGGGCGGCGGCAUCAAACACGACGAGGGCGGGGCUCCGGAGGACAGCGGCGACGACAGCGGCGACGACAGCGACCCUGACGACGACCCGCCGUCGGGGGCGGAGCUGCGGACAGCGCCCGCCGCGGGCGGCGGGGCUGGUGAGGACCCGGCGGGGGACGACGAGUGUCCCACCACGGCCCGGUCCAGCCGGCAGCUGGACGCCCUCUUCCUCUACUCCGUCACCGGGGACGCGGCCUUCCUGCUGGCGCUGCAGCGCCCCCUGAUGGCGGCGCAGGACGAGGACGGAGACACUGGGCUGCACCUGGCCGUCCUCCACAGCCAGCAGGACGUCCUGAGGAGUCUGACCCAGGUCGUGGCCUCUCUGCCCGGAGAGCAGGUGCUCAACAUGAGGAACCACCUCUACCAGACUCCUUUGCACCUGGCGGUGAUCACCCAGCAGAAGGAGGCGGUGGAGGCGCUGCUGCUGGCCGGCGCCGACCCGGCUCUGACCGAUCGCCACGGCAACACGGUGCUGCACCUGGCGGCGCAGCAGGAAGGAGGCGGGAUGGUCCAGUUUUUACUGAAACACGCAGAGAUGAGGGAGCUGCUGGAGAACCCCAACACAGCAGGUCUGUGUGCCAUCCACCUGGCUGUCCUGGCCAAUCAGCUGUCUUCGCUCAGGGAGCUGUUGGAGGGCGGGGCCGACGUGGAGGUUCAGGAACGCAGCUGUGGGCGGACCGCCCUCCACCUCGCCACGGAGGCCAACAACGUGUCGCUGGCCGGCUGCCUGCUGCUGGAAGGCAACGCCUCAGUGGACCGCUGCACCUUCAACGGCUCCACCCCCCUCCACGUGGCCGCGGGACGGGGCUCCGUCAAGCUCACGGCGCUGCUGAUGGCAGCCGGCGCCGACCCCCGGAAGGAGAACUUUGAGCCGCUGUUCCUCGGGGAGGACGAGGAAGAGGAGGGCUGCGAUGAAGACGACGAAGGCUACGUCCCGGGAACCACUCCCCUCAACAUGGCCGCCACCUCUCAGGUCCUGGAUCUCCUCAGCGGGAAGGACUACGAGCCCAACCCCCCCCACGGACCCGAGGCCCCCCAAGGCGACAUGGCGGCGCUGGACGCGGCGGCGAAGCAGGCGCUGUGCGGCGCCCUGGAUAGUGAAGGAUGCUGGGAGAAUCUGGCGCACGGCCUCGGCCUCGGGAUCCUCACCACGGCCUUCAGGCUCAGCCCCUCCCCCGCCAAGACGGUGCUGGACAGCUACGAGGUGUCCGGCGGGACGGUCCGGGACCUGCUGGCGGCGCUGCGGGCGGUGGGGGAGUGUCGGGCGCUCGCCGUGCUGGAGGCGGCGCUGCAACGCCGCGUGGAGGCUCCGCCCCUCGACACCAUGACAGGUGAGCACCGUCGCGACCCGGUCCUGGAGCCGAAGGCCGACGUGGACAGCGGCGUCUGCGACAGCGGGGUGGAGCUCUCCACGGCGUAGCCGCCCCAUUGGUCCGCCCUCCGUCUGACUCCGCCCCCGCCUCGGAGGAGGCUCCUCCCCCUCACGACGGCUCCUCGCCGCUCCUCUCCAGACUUCCUCCAGUUUCUCUGAGCGGACCGUCCCAG
Molecule: messenger RNA, 3162 nt
Organism: Cololabis saira (Pacific saury)
Lineage: Eukaryota; Metazoa; Chordata; Actinopteri; Beloniformes; Belonidae
Gene: nfkb1
Product: nuclear factor of kappa light polypeptide gene enhancer in B-cells 1
Exons: 21
Coding region: 269-3037 (922 amino acids)
Biological process (GO): response to cytokine; inflammatory response; regulation of transcription by RNA polymerase II
Cellular component (GO): cytoplasm
Molecular function (GO): RNA polymerase II cis-regulatory region sequence-specific DNA binding; protein binding; DNA-binding transcription factor activity, RNA polymerase II-specific
Source: RefSeq, a predicted model, not a curated record